Neopsephotus bourkii (Bourke's parrot) is the source of this 1521-nucleotide messenger RNA. It is a transcript of the gene YIPF3, whose product is annotated as Yip1 domain family member 3. Gene Ontology annotation, cellular component: Golgi apparatus. The record is from RefSeq and is a predicted model, not a curated record. The coding region runs from base 82 to 993 and encodes 303 amino acids. NCBI's taxonomy places the organism in Eukaryota, Metazoa, Chordata, Aves, Psittaciformes, Psittacidae. The transcript is spliced from 9 exons.
GCCCUAACGUCACAUCCGGGUGCUGCGGGGCUGGCAGGUGGCUGCGGCCAGCGCGGCGCGGCGCGGCGCGGGCUGGGGACCAUGUCCGCGGCGGCGGGCGGCAGCAGGAGUGGCACCGCCGGCGACUGGGGCGGCUUCGAGGACAACAUGCAGGGUGGCGGCUCCGCUGUCAUCGACAUGGAGAACAUGGACGACACAUCGGGCUCCAGCUUUGAGGACAUGGGGGAGAUGCACCAGCGCAUGAAGGAGGAGGAAGAGGAGGAGGGCGAGGCGGGGGCCGCCGAGGAGGAGGACGGGGAGUUCCUGGGCAUGAAGGGGCUGCGGGGCCAGUUGGGCCGGCAGGUGGCUGAUCAGAUGUGGCAGGUGGGGAAGAGGCAAGCCACCAGGGCCUUCAGCCUCUACGCCAACAUCGACAUCCUUCGGCCCUACUUCGAUGUGGAGCCCAUCCAAGUGCGAGCCAGACUGAUGGAGUCCAUGAUUCCUGUGAAGAUGAUUAAUUUCCCACAGAAGAUUGCAGGCGAGCUGUAUGGACCCCUCAUGUUGGUUUUCACGCUGGUGGCCAUCCUUUUGCAUGGGAUGAAGACAUCGGACACCAUCAUUAGGGAAGGCACACUGAUGGGCACAGCCAUUGGCACCUGCUUUGGUUACUGGUUGGGCGUCUCAUCAUUCAUCUAUUUCUUGGCAUAUCUGUGCAAUGCCCAAAUCACAAUGGUGCAGAUGCUGUCGCUAUUGGGCUACGGUCUUUUUGGACACUGCAUCACCCUCUUUGUCACCUAUAAUAUCCACUUCCACUCCCUCUUCUAUAUCUUUUGGUUGGGUGUUGGUGGACUCUCUACCCUACGAAUGGUUGCUGUGCUGGUGUCACGUACCGUGGGGCACACCCAGCGGCUUAUCCUGUGUGGGACCCUCGCUGCUCUGCACAUGCUUUUCCUCCUUUAUCUGCACUUUGCUUAUCACAAGGUGGUGGAAGGCAGACGUCCAGUCCUUUCCUGAAUCAUGCUGAAGUUGGGUUGCUUGUCUCUGAUCUGGAAAUCUGCCUGUCCUGGUUUGGGCUGGGAUAGAGUUAAUUUUCUUCCUAGUAGAUGGUACCAUGCUGUGUUUUUGCUUUAGUCUGAGAACAGCGCUGAUAACACAUGGAUGUUUUUAGUUGUUUCUAAGUAAUGCUUACUCCAAUCAAGGACUUUGCAGUCUCAAGGACUUUUCAGUCUCAUGCUCUGCCAGUGAGGAGGGGCACAGGAAGCUGGGAGGGAGCAGAGACAGGACACCUGAUCCAAACUGCCCAAAGGGUAUUCCAUAAUACAGCACGUCAUGCCCAGUAUAUAAACCCAGAAGGGACCAAUAGCUGCUCGGGUCGGGCUGGGUAUCAGUUGGUGGGUGGUGAGCAGUUGUAUUGUGCAUCACUUGUGUUUAUUGUUUAUUUUUUCCCUUUUAGUUUUAUAUUCUCUCCCCUUGUUAUUUCCCGUAUUAUUACUGGUAUUAGUAUUGUAUUGUACUUCAGUUAUUAAACUGUUCUUAUCUCAA